CUUGAACAAUACCACGAGACAAUGGAGGAAAUAACACGGAGCGAAACAAAGGGAAAGGAGAAGCGAAAAUCCGUCCGUCGUGACCCAGAAAAAAGACGACAACAGAACAUCCGAGCGCAACGUAAAUACCGAGAGAAGCUCCGUCAGCGAUUAGAGACUCUCGAAACGCUUGCAGCAUCGCUGGCGCCGACGACGGGCACAAUUCAAUCUGAGUUGAUCCCAAGUUGUGAUGUUUCGGACAUAGCGACUUCUACUUCAUUAACGGUCACUCCCAAGGACACCCACUUCCAACAACAUAUUCCACAGUCGGACUAUAACACACCAGCGCUGAACAUCUGGGACCCUACAACACACCUGACACUCUCAGACAAUACCCUAUCGCCAGUAAACAUCUGUGAUUCUACGAUCUGGGAUUAUACAGCACAACGCUCACAUCUAGAUAUAUCCCCACUAGCUCUCUCGGGCUCCACCCAGCAAUUCUCAACAUCACAAACUGCCUUGUUGGCACCGAAUGUAUGGGUUCCUCCAAUACAUGUUGAUCCUUCCAUUCUUGUCCAUAACAAACAUAAAGACGGUCUUGAUCGAUGCUGGACAACCACCACCAUCGAGUGCAACUGCUCCAGCCCACAUUUCCAGGUACAAACAUACGGCCCCGGUCCAUACAGCUCUACCGAGGUUAGGAUACUCAGGAUUGGAGUGGUCUCGCCUUCACCAGAUCCAUAUGCCAACCAUCUUCGCCUGGACACGAUCUGUACCUUGGCUGCAAUAGAUACUCUCAGAAUGCAUGUGGGCAUUACAGAGGAGAUGAUGUGUGCCGAUGAAUCUCCCUCACCAUUCUAUCGGUCAAUCCGGACAUCAGCGGAUGACACGGUCAAGGAAAACAUGAUCUGCACAGUGCAGAGGAUAUUCAAGACACUCAAGCCGGACUUGAGGCCAAGCAGGGAACAAAUUACUGUCGAGCACCCUCCAUAUAUUGAUCUUCUACCGUUCCGGACGCUACGGAAGAAUCUCAUCCUUCGCCGGCAAGAGGUAGACGAGGAUGAAUUUCUCCGCGAUACCGUCUCUGGUUUAGUAUGUUGGGGAGGGGCAGGCAUUGGGAAGAAGGAUCGAGAUGUCGCUUCUGGAUAUGUCUCCACUGGUACUCCGUGGGACAACCGCAGUUGGGAGGCAAAAGUGUGGUUUUUGAAGAAGUACUGGUCUCUCCUAGGUGGUGAAGAGGGAGAACUUGUACAGCAAAGCGAGUGGUGGCGCAGCAUCAGAGACGAGGACCCAUUGGACAUAGAGGCGCUGGCGUGAAAUCACGAAACCCCCUUAUAUCUACCAAUCUAUUAUCUCUUCCACCUUGAGUAACUCCAGCAUCACCCUCAAAGUGAAAGUUUCCCCGCCAAACUUCGCCUCUAAUCUUCUGAUUUCCUUCUCCAACUCGCCGUGCAGUUCGCGCAAAACGCCGAGCGUGGUCUCCAAGCGUUCCCGUCUUCUUCAUGGUUGCCAGCCCUUAUCGCUUGGCGUCAUGGCCUAUCUUACCUUCCAUCCUUCUCUUCACGAGAAAUGCCCGUAACUACAACACCUCCCCCUGAGCUCGGGUUCUGACCAGUGUAUCAGCGUGAAAGAAUACUUUACUUCGUCGAGAUUCUCGGCGAAUCCCUUCAGCUGAAAAGUGAUUCUGAUAGUUGUCGCGACUCUGGAAGAAGCGCCCACUAAGGCAGCUGAUUAGAUUUGUAGCACAGUUGGAAACACUAUCGCCGACCGGACUCUCGGCCCUCAUCAUCCACAUCGACAUGCGAAUCAGACCGCCCGUCUUCAUAUCAACCAUUUCCAUCCACUCGGGAGCGGUUGGGCAAAGUAUGUUUAGAGGUCGUAGCUCU
Messenger RNA from Aspergillus alliaceus, 1865 nucleotides. Its product is annotated as bZIP transcription factor. Lineage: Eukaryota; Fungi; Ascomycota; Eurotiomycetes; Eurotiales; Aspergillaceae. The transcript has 2 exons. Gene Ontology annotation, biological process: regulation of DNA-templated transcription. The record is from RefSeq and is a predicted model, not a curated record. Bases 22 to 1296 code for a protein of 424 amino acids. Gene Ontology annotation, molecular function: DNA-binding transcription factor activity.